AUGAAUAGAGACGUUAAGUAAUACAAUCAGCACCCCUAAUUUAACAAAAACACUGAUCUUGGUCUAAUGAAUCAAAUGGGAUACUUUGAUGAGUCCUCGGAUGAUGACUAUGAUUUUGAAUCUGAACUGAAUACCCAAACUCGCAAUUAAAGUCAAAACUUUAUUUAUAAACAAAAAUCACAGAAUAACAAUAAUCCCUAUUUAGCUCAAUAAGUGGUUUAGGUGAAAUAAAUAGAACCAGUUUGUAGGGAAUUCACAAUGGGAUAGCCAUUAUCAACAAAGAACUAAAAUACUUAGGAACUAAACUUCACCAAUAAAAAUGAAUCUUUGUAUCAUAAUACUACUCAACCCAUUUCUCAAGAGACUUAAUCUAAUCUCAAUUCAAACCGACAUCAUUAUUAGAAAGAAAAUCAUCAUUUGAAUUCAGGUUGGAAGUAGUAGCAACAGCUCAAUGGCUAUAACUAGAUAUCCAUGCAAAAUGAGAAGAAGAAUAAAAGUAGAACAAAAUCUGGAUUAAGUAAUCCUAGUAGAAGAGAUCAUCUAAAGAGCUUUCAGCCAACAGUAACAGACUCCCAAGAAAUCCGCAUAGCCACUCUUGAGAAUAUCAUUAAUGAAAAAAUAAAUUAUAUUAGCGAACUAGAAACCAAAUUGCAGAAGAAUAAGUUAAAUUAUGAAAUAAUGAGUAUGAAUUAGACUCCAAGAACGGAAGGAACAGAAGUAUUUGAUUUCAUUACAAAAGGGGGUAGUGGAAGUGGUGCUAUGAGUAACAGAUUUGAAAACGAUGUAAAAAGUAUGGAUAAAAUUGAGCAACUGUAUUAGUAAACAUUGAAUAAAAAGAACAAAUACCGCGAGAGAGCAAAGAAGUACAAGUAAAUCUUAAGGAAAAGAGAUAAAGAAAUAAUGGACUUGAUAGUUGAAGCCAAAGAUGCUAGAAUUGGUCUCGAAAAAGAACACACGAAAAAUCAGGAUGUCAAGUCACAACUAAGGCAAGAGAUAAAUCUAAUUAGAGACGAUUUAAACUCUUAGAUAAGAAGAUAGUAGAUUGAAUACCAAUAUGAUCGAGAGAAAUGCGAGAAGGAGAUAUUUGAACUUUAAUAAAAGCUAGAGUCUGCUAAUAGUCAAUCUGAUUACUACAAGAAAGAAAAUGAGAAAGUUAAAAAUCAACAAAUGAACGAGCAUUUUCAUUAGAUAAAGUAGACUAAGCAAGAAUAUGAGUCGCUUAUAGAAAGAAAUGAUGAGAUUAUAUCCCGAAUUCAGAAUGAACUGAAGAAUAAAGAAAAAGAAGUGGUUCUCUUAGCUUAAAGACUAAAAGAAAAAGAACUCAUCAAGAGUGACUUGAACCACUUAAAUGAUGAACUCAUUAAAGUUAAGGAUGUUACUUCAAAAAAAGAUGACAUAUUAAAAGAAUAAGAAAGUCUAAUCAAUGACCUUAAAAUUCAGAUCUAGAAGAUAGAGAGAAUAUCAACAGAUAGAAAAGGAAAGAUCUAGGAUUUAGAGUUUGAACUCUAAAAUGUGAAAGAUGAUAACUAAAAAGAAUUUAACAAGCUAUAGAAUGAAUAGAAUAGAAGUAAUUAGUAGAUGAACAGGGAUCUGCUUAAACUUUAGAGUGAGAAUACCAGAUUAAAAGCUAAUUUGGAUGACUAAAUUAAUACUCUGAAGAAAGAUAAAAUCAAUCUGGAGAGAGAUGUCAUUGAUUAUGAGUCAUAAAUCAAGACUUUAACUUUGAUUAUCAAUGAUCUUAAGCAAAAUGGAAGAGAUAAGGUCGCAAUAGAGUAAAGAUUAGAAGCCAAAUACAAUGAAGUCCAAUUGCUUAAAGAGCAAAUAGAAGAUAUGAAGGAGGAAAUCUAUUGUCAAAAGCUUAAUAUUUCAAAAUCCAGAAGUGUCUCAAAGAAUAAUAGUACUAAUAAUCUAGGAAAUGCUAUAAAUAUCAGCUAGGAUAAAAGCUUCACAUCGAAUGAUGUUUAACUUGAGUAGCAGGUUGUUAAACUAAGUUAGUAAAAUAAACAGCUGAGAAUAGAAGUCAAUGAACUCAAGCACAGAUGCGAAGAUUUACAGUUUAAGUCAUAGAGAAUGUUUGAACAAAAGAGUGCUAAGUUGCUUGAAAAUGAAAACGAGAUAUAUAAAGAUAGGUAAGUUUAUAUUUCAAAUAAUAAAAACUGUAGUGUUAUGAAUUUGGAAAAGAAGGUAACUGAAUAAUCUUAGAGAAUACGCAAACUAGAGGAAGAUAAUCGCAGACUUCAAAAUGAAAUCAGCUUGAUAGAUUUGAAUAACCAGAACAAGAAAUUAGACUCAUAUGAAAAAUAAGAACUAGUUUAGAGGAUUAAAGAUUUAGAGGAUUAUUGUGAGGAGUUGGUCUCUUAACUUGGAAAAUGGUCAAACCUAGAUAGCAAAUCGCAACUGAUUAUAAAUAAAAUAGAGGAAGCCAGUCACAGAUCUAGCAUGCACCCUUCAUCCUCAAGAAAAGACUCGAUGCACUUCACUACUGUCAGCCACUUAGUAAUUUAUCACUGCGAUUAUUAAUCAUCAUUAGCAAUUGAGAGUGCUGCAUUAGCUGACAAAUUAUUGAAUGAUCUGCUUAAAACCACAGAGGGAUUCUAAAAACUUAAGAAAAUUAAUGAAGAACUCAAAACUCAGACUUAAAGCGACGCUCUAUAUGUCGAACCAUUGAAAAAAGAAAAUGAGAGAAUUGUUAGAGAAAAUAAUGACUUGCACAUGCAAAUGAUAAAGGUAAAGGAGGAAUGCGAGCAAAGAGAAAAUACUAUGAAGUCUUAAUUAAGAUAGAUUCAAAAUGAAAAGACUGACUUGCAAUUCCUAGCCAAUCAAAAAGAUUUCAAGAUUCAAGAGCUUGAUAAGACUAUCAUAGCAAUGAGAAAUAAGCUUGAAACAGCAUUGACUAAAACUUACAACCCAGCAGCAAAUGAUGUGGUUAAAGGGCUUAGAAAGGAGAUCAACCAACAAGAUAAUGUCGUUGGGAGAAAAUAAGAUUUCACCCUAUCAAGAGGCGUUGACUCUCAAAAUCUUGACCCUAACAGAUCAAGCUAAAAUUUGGUAGAUUUUCAAUCACAAUAGCAAGUCUGGGCUGAUGAGUUGAGAAAUGCUGACUAGAGAGCUCUGAUGUACAAGAAGGACUUUGAAAACUUGCAGGUUGCUUUAGCAGACUCUGAUAAGAAAAUCAGAGAACUUUAGAACUCAGUUAUAAACAGAGAGCAGGAGAUUCAAAGAUUAACUCUUCUCUACAAGGGUGGCUAGACCUUUGACUCAGUGAAGUUCAACUAUGAUAAGAUUACUGCUGAGGAAACCAUAGUUAAACUGCAGAAGCAAAAUGAAUUCUUAAACUCUGAGAACUUCAGGUUAGUCUCUGAAACUAGAGAGAUUUAAGAGUUGCUUGGUAUCUGUGAGAACACAGAUCCCACUAACAAGGAUAGAGCACAUUUGAAGAAGCUUAUUAGAGAGCUAAAGAAUAGAAAUGACACAAUGCAAAAGGAAAUGAAGACCAUGGAGAAAGUGAUUGAUCAGCAUAAGAGUGGAGCAUUCAAUCUAGGAGAUUCUGCUAAGAUCAUGAGUCAAGAGGAGAUAGACAGUUUGAAGGCAAACUUAGAAUAAAGAGAGGAGCAAUUAGCCGAUCUUGAACAAGAGAUGUCUAGACUUAAAUUAGAGAAUGAGAAAGUUUAACAGUACCAAAGUGCCUAUAUGAGUAACCAAAAAGCAUACACUGAAAACAUGGAAGCAUUAUCCAAAGAUGUGAAAGAAAAGGAAGUUAAAUUUGCCAACAUAACUCAGGAGAAUAAUGGUUUAGUCUAGGAGAUCAACUACCUGAAAGAGGAAUUGAACAUGUUUAAGGGCAAGUGCGCUAAUCUAGCCAGAGACGUUGAGCUUUCACAGAACUAUCUGUCAAAGAUGAAUUCAGAUAAUCACACAAACAGUGAACAGUACAGCUAUCUCAAAGAUAGAGUGAGAAUGCUUGAAUUAGACUUAGAGCAAGCUAUUCGAGCUAAAACCGAUGCCAACUUCGAUGUGAAGCGUCUUUAAACUCUCAUUGAAACCAUGGAGAAGUAAAUGCAUGAGACUAAACUUCAGUCGAUGAAAGCAUAAGGGGACACUUAAAACUAAUCCACAAUGAUCAACAGGCUGCAAACUCAGCUAAAUGGAAAGCAAAAUGAUAUUGAACUUCUUAUGAGGUAGAAAGAGGAGUUGGAACAUAUGGUAAAGACUCUGAAAGGAGAGAACUUGGAGUGUGAAAAGAAGGCUGCUGAUUACUAUUAAUAACUUCUAAGAACUAAUGAAAACUUCAAUAUUCUCCAAAAUGAAUAAAAAUUACUUUCACAAGAACUAACAAUGAAACAGUCAGAAAUUACCCGAGUCGAGAAAGAGAAACUUAGCCUUGAAAGAGAACUACUCUAGCUCAGGCCAUUAAGGAGUUAGCUAGAGAACUUUUCUCUUUCUACUUAGAAGACGAUUGAGGAGAAUGUUAGAACUGAAUACGAGAAGAACAAGUUGCAAUCUUAUGUCACAGAGCUCUAAAACGACUUGGACCUCAAGAAAAAUGAGUUGAAUGACUUGAACCAGAAGUACAACAACCUGAUAGUGUAGAACACUAAACUCAUUGAGACUCUUAAGGUGUUUGAGAGAGAGUCAUUUGAGAUUCAGACUAAGAUCAGAAGAGGCUUUGAAGUUGAGAAGGAAAAUGAGAACAUUGCCAAGACUAUUGAGGGUCUCAGAGCUAAUGAAAGAGACCUGCUUCGAUAGAUGGAUGAUCUAAGAGCUUAACUCAAACUUAAGGAUAAUGAGAUUGAUAGACUUAAGUCCAGAACUGAUAAUGCCUCCUACUACACAAAGACUCUCGAGCAGGAGCUUUCAGAAUAAAGAACUGAGAUAUAAAGACUCAACGACAUCAUUAACUCCUCAUAAAAUGAAGUGAUCAGAACAGAGUAGAGGAAAAACCAAGGUGAAGUUGAGCUUCUCGACUUGAAACGCAACAACCUAUUGCUUAAGGAUGAAAAGAGUAGACUUGAAACUGAUAUGCUGCAAAUCAGAAAGGAAUAUGAUGAGGAAAAGAAUAAAUCCAAGGCUUUGCAAUAGCAAAUUGAUAGACUAAGGGCAAUGGUUGAGAAUCUUGACAGCACUAGGGAACAGCUAGUAUAAAGACUUCAAGCGACCAAUUAGGAGAAAAUAGGCGAAGAGUAAGAUAAGUCUGUAUUGCUUUAAGAUAUCCAAUAAUACAAAAGACAGCUUAUGGAUAAAGACCAGACCAUUCUUGAACUGUAAAAAUCAGUCGAGUCUCUUGAUGGGAACAUUGAUGAUCUUUAGGCUGAACUUGACUCAAAGACUUAGGAUUUGGCAAAUGCUAGAGUCUAGUUAGACAAGUAUACCAGAGAGUUCUCAAAUAUUCAGCAUCAAAUGACAAUCACUACAGGCAAAGAAGAUUAGUAUUCUCGCAGACUCUAAGAAAGGGAGAGUGAGAUUAAACAACUCAGAAUUGAACUGUAAGGAGUUCGUUAGUAACUAGAGGAACAAACCUAAAUUGCUUAGCUUAAGGCUUAAGAAGCAGCUGAGUUGAUUGAGGAUAUCUAGACUCUAACACGUGAAAACAAAUAUGUUAAUGGUGAGUUUAGCAAAUCUGCUCAGGCAAAUGACUAUCUUAGAAAACAGAGUGAAGAACUAGUGGAAAGAGAGAGACACGCACAACAAGCAUUGAGAGCACUGGAAAUGGAAAAGAGUGAUAUACUGACUACCUACAGAAAUGCAUGCCUAGAAAAUGAGAGACUUCAAGAAUCUUUGCAAAUGGUAUCAAUGGAUUCAAAGGAAACAUAUGCUAAGAUUCAAACCUUGGAGAAGGAGCUGUAUGGAUAUCAACACAGAAUGAGAGAUUAAGAGUAAAGAGAAAGACAGUAUAUUGAUGAGAUUCACACCCUUGAAGGGCACAUUGAAAAGCUGACAUUCCAAUUGGAAAAUGCUCACUAGUAACUGAGAAGAACAACAGAUGAAAAAGAAGCACUUAUCAAUGACAUUCAUCAGCAAAGGAACGUGUCAUACAGUUUAGAGGCUGGAAGAGAAGAUCUUCACAGAUCAAUGAGCCAUUUAGAAACUGAAAAGCACCAGCUGAGACAACAAGUCAAGGAAACUCAAAGGGAGACAGAUGUUCUGAAGAGACAAGUUGAGUUGGAAAGAGAAAAGCUAACCUAGUUAGAGUAGGUUCUUGUUAAUGAAAGAAAACUGUUGCAGCAAAAGGAUUUCUAGAUUCACGACUUGAAUGUCUAGAGAGAACAUGACAAGGCAGAGAUUCAAAGACUUCUGCUAAGGGGAGAAAGUCUAUAAGCUCACAUUGAUUUACUAUCAAAGCACAGCAGAUCUCAAACCAACUUAGGCAACUCAUCAUCAAUAGACUAUUCAAGAAUCAACGAACUUGAGGAGCAAGUCAGACAAUAUCAGCUGGAAGCUGAAAGUCUGAGGAAUGACAAUGGCACACUCUAGGAAUACAUUAGCAAGUAUGAGCAACAAAUUCAGGUAUACGAAGCAUAGAUACAAGACCUAGAGAAAGAGAUUGCCAAUUACUGUUGA
Molecule: messenger RNA, 6558 nt
Organism: Stylonychia lemnae
Lineage: Eukaryota; Ciliophora; Spirotrichea; Sporadotrichida; Oxytrichidae
Source: the annotation of a GenBank genome assembly